Messenger RNA from Amborella trichopoda, 789 nucleotides. RefSeq lists its product as uncharacterized. Gene Ontology annotation, biological process: protein ubiquitination. Gene Ontology annotation, molecular function: ubiquitin protein ligase activity. Gene Ontology annotation, cellular component: cytoplasm. The record is from RefSeq and is a predicted model, not a curated record. Lineage: Eukaryota; Viridiplantae; Streptophyta; Magnoliopsida; Amborellales; Amborellaceae.
AUGGGAUCCAACAAUCCAUAUUAUAGAGUUUCAUUCCGUGUGGAUUCAGUUCCAAACCCUUUGAGACUCCAUCAAAACUUGGAACUUAAAUUUGUUAUCCAUGAGAGGACAACAUUCAGGAGCGUGACAGAAACGGGGGACAUUCGUUUAGCAGAUUACAUGGCGGUCUCUAGUACUGUUACUGCUGCCUCUUCGACUCGAGACCUGGGAACGAUCAGAAGCGCGUACCUCUUUGUCUCGGACAAGUUGCAGCACGCACAUAUACCCUCGCACAUCAAGCAUAACGUAUAUUUGGAUAUCACCCGUCGUGUAUGUGCCGAGGCACGCUGGUUUCACGAGUCCGAUGUAAAGCUGCAGCUAUACGUCGAUGUGGAUAUUGAAGGAGAGGGAGAAUUGAUUGCAGCAGAAACUGAGAAUGAGGGUUUACUUCGAGAGCUUGAGGCAUCCGCACAAGAGGAUCACCGCACUCCGAGAUCGGUGGAUAUUGAAGGAGAGGGAGAAUUGAUUGUAGCAGAAACUGAGAAUGAGGGUUUACUUCGAGUGCUUGAGGCCUCCAGACAAGAGGAUCACCGCCCUCCGAGACCCGCAUCUAGGGUAGCAGUAGAGUCCUUGGCGAGGGUGGAUAUUGGAGCGCAAGAAGAGGUUCUUUGCACUAUUUGCAUCGUUGAGAUCAAUGCUGAUGCCAGGGCGCUCCCCUGCUCUCAUAAGUACCAUGAGAGUUGCAUAUUGAAGUGGCUCGAGCUGAGCAAUUCAUGUCCCAUAUGCAGGUACCAAUUGCCUGAAGACUGA